Tetrahymena thermophila SB210 is the source of this 981-nucleotide messenger RNA. RefSeq names its product transmembrane protein, putative. The record is from RefSeq and is a predicted model, not a curated record. The transcript has 2 exons. Lineage: Eukaryota; Ciliophora; Oligohymenophorea; Hymenostomatida; Tetrahymenidae.
AUGGAAAUCAAAAUUGGUAAUGCAUAGUUUAUAGAAGUUGAUAUUUAUAAGAAUAUAACAUAUACAAAUAUAAUUUUAGUUAAAGAACCAAUUGACAAAAUUAUCAGAGAAUCAAAAUUGUUAAAUAUUUAGAACUAACUUUUAGUUUUAAUUUAAAAUCUUAAAGGGUCUUAUAUUAUUAUAGAAGUACAAGAAGAGUAAAAUUCAUCAAAUAAAUAAAUUCAAAAAUUAAGAGACAAAGACCUAUUAAUAUGUAAUUAAGAUAUAAGCAUAAGCAUAACUGAAAUUAGUAAUCAGUUAUCUAAAUUAAAUUCAGGUUACAUUUUACAAUUUUAAAAUACAACAAAUCUUAAAAUGUAGGUUUAAUAUAUCGAAUUAUUUGAAUACUUAGACUAAAAUAUGAACAUAUUACAAAAUGAUAAUGAUUAAUAAAUAGAUUAUUAGAUAAAUCAAAAAAGCAUUUAUGAGCUCAAUAUAUAAGUAUUUAACUACCCUGUUAGCAACUUUUCAAUCUUCGAUUUUGAUCAAAUUUUUAAACAAGAAUAACAGCCUGAAGCAAUUGUUUUUAUUUCAGACUAAUUGUAUUAGUUUUAAUAGUUUUCGUAUUAUAAAAGAUCAAAUACUAUAAUGAAGAGUUCAAAUUUAGUUCUGAACUGUAAAAUAAUUAAAUUAAAAUACGAUAGUUAAAAUAAAUCAACUACCUACGAAAUAGAAUUACCUAAUUAAUUUUUACUCUUUAAAUCUAAUUAUCUUAUAAGAAUAUACCUAAAAUCAAAUUUAACUCAGUAAGCUUUUCCAAUUAGCCAAGUAAUAUAAAUACCUUAAUAUUUAUUGAGUAAAAGAAAAAUAGUCUCUGAAAAUCAAAAGUAGAAAAAAAUAAUUUUAUUCUUGUUGACAGUAUCACUAAUUUUAGUAAUAAUGGGGCUUUUUAUAUUUUUAUUAUUCAAAUAAUUAAAAAAAUAAGCAGAAAAAUAAAUUUGA